AAGACUUUGACCUAAAAAAAAAUGAUAAAGAAAAUUGCAGCAAUGGUCGUAAAAUUGAUAUUGUCUGGGCUACUAAGCCCCUAAAAAUAGAAUUUGCUAUUGCAGAAAUAAGCGGACCUCCAAAUGAACACCAACAUUCUCAUUAUUUUAGUGACAAAAUCAAAAUAGCCAAGAUGUUAAAAAUUAUGUUGAAUAGGAUAGUGCGAGUAUAUGGCGGCGCAAAAACGAACUUAAAUCUUCUAAAGCUUUAUGGGCUACAA
Dentiscutata erythropus is the source of this 260-nucleotide messenger RNA. The record is from the annotation of a GenBank genome assembly. NCBI's taxonomy places the organism in Eukaryota, Fungi, Glomeromycota, Glomeromycetes, Diversisporales, Gigasporaceae.